Messenger RNA from Ostrea edulis (European flat oyster), 3749 nucleotides. RefSeq lists its product as uncharacterized. Gene Ontology annotation, cellular component: membrane. NCBI's taxonomy places the organism in Eukaryota, Metazoa, Mollusca, Bivalvia, Ostreida, Ostreidae. The transcript is spliced from 4 exons. The record is from RefSeq and is a predicted model, not a curated record. Bases 2599 to 3159 code for a protein of 186 amino acids.
GUCAAAUGUUUUGUGAAGGAGAUUUGAGGAACAUAUGUUCCUGCUAAAUGUGUGUGAUCAUACAUUUGGGGUGUCAAUGGAUGGAAAAUCAUCUGAAGAUCGAAGUUUUGAAGAAAUUGAAAUACUUUAUUGAAUAUUAAUCAAUCUUAUUUUCAUUCUAAAAUCAUGUACUCAAAGGAAUUUUCUUUCAAUUACAUAUGUAAGUGCAUUAAAUUGAAUUAUUUUUCUAUUUCUUACUUACAUUUAAAACAGUUAUGUUUGUCAUUUUGUUUCUCAAAGUAGAAAAUAUUUUCAUGUAGAUUUUUCUUCCAAGAUUAUUAUUCCUUAGAUUUCAAUUUAGAACAUUCAAGUAAAAGAAAAUAAGACUCUAAAAAAGGAAGUCUCCAUGUGAAUUGAGAGAAAGAAACGGAAAUUAUAAAUUCUGUGGUGACAUUAAAUUUCAUUUCAUAAUUUUGCCAGCUAUAAUAAGGUAUGAUAUGAGAUUCAGGGUGGUACAUUUAUGUGCAUACAUGUACCUUGUAUCUCCAAUUGAAAAUUGAUUGCUUUAAAUCAAUUUCAACAUUAUGAAUAUCCUACAAAAGUAAAACAUAAUGAUUUUAAAGUUUAAAAAACACAUUGUUUCACUCCUGAAACCUUGACCUCACAUGGAUAUAUAUUGGUAUUUAGUGUUGGUAGGUUUUGGUUCUUUUUGGGUGGAUUUUGGAUAAUGUAGUGAAUUUCAGUUAGUUGUAGCACAGUAACAUGGAGUGAGCUUCCUUGCUUCCUGAUAUAUAGUCAAUCACUUUUUAAGACAUACAUAUUUUUCAAACUUGCAUUGCACAUAUUUGUUUACAUUUUUGGUAGGAGUGUUUUAUAUGCUCACUAUAUAUGUCAUCUUCAUAUAUAGAUGUGUAAUUGUUUGCAAAAAGAGGAGACAUCUAAAUUCCUAAUAAAAAUGAUAAUUACAUUUAAAUCAUAAUUGUGCACUUCAUGUACUUUUUACAUGCAAAAUCAUUUCAUAUAAUUAUAUGGUUUUUGUAUUUUCUGUCCAUAUCUGUAAGUCUGUCUGUCACAAAGUCUUAAAUUGAGCAUUAAAAUGCUUCUCCUCCUGUAUGGAUUAUCUGAUAAACUUGAAACUUUGUACAAUGCUUCAUUGCCAUUUGCAGAUGUGCACAUUGUUGGGAGAGGAUUUAUUGUUAUCCUAAAAGUUAUAGUGGUUCGAUCCAAGAGGGAUGCGGGUGUAAAAUAGCUUGUGACCAUUUCUCCUAGUUGCAAACAUAUUGCAGAGUCUUUUUUUUUUUUUUUUUUUUACAAUACUUCAUUAUCAUUUAAUGAUGUCUAGAUUUCUCUGACCCAGGAAUCUAAUAUUUUCCUAAAAUCUACAGUGGAUCAAAAACAAGUAUUUUAAGUGUUGUUUUUUUUUACCCUUUAUUGAAUAAUCUUUGUAAAAUUGCAUGUGCAAAAGUAAAGAUGCUUUGAAAAUUCAAUUACAAAAUUAAACAUUUCACUGGUUUGUUAAGGUACUCACUACACUAAAGCUUUAUGACACUAUGUUACAAGAUGGCGAUUUAAAUGUUUUGGGAAAGUAUUUGUAUUGAUCGAUUUAUUCGUCUAUAACACCAUAGCUAAGUGGUUAAUUAAUAAAGCAUUGGGCAAGAGAGAGAGAGAGAGAGAGAGAGAGAGAGAGAGAGAGAGAGAGAGCAUUGGGCUGGUGAACUACAGAUCUUGAGCUCAAAUCCACCAGUCUUUUGUUCAUGUGUUGAAAUAAUAUUUUUGAAAAUCAUGUUUUUAUCCAAAUUUGCAUUUUUUGCUGUUUUUGGCAUACACACUUAUUGUAUAUCAUCAGAUCUUUUUUAAAAUAUUAAAUCUAUUUGUACUGAUUUGAGAAACUAUUUCCCGGUGUAGUGAGCCACCUUAAAUGUAAACAUAAAAAGACUCCAGUCUUUGUUUACAUAACACAGAAUGAAGGCUAAAAUAUUGCUUUUAUUCCUGCAUCCAGAAGGUUAAAAUUUUGGCUGUGAACACAGAUUCAGUUAUACUUUUCAUGUUUAACAUUUAAAAAAAUGAAAACAAAAUUAAAAAAAAAAACAAAAACAAAAAAACGUAAACGUCCUGUUUGAGAAUUUUUCACUUGUAUGGAGACGUCACCAUUGCCAGUGAAGGGCUGCAACAUUUAGGUCUAUGCUCGGUGCUUAUGCCCCUUUGAGCAGGGGUGGAUUAAUAUUGUGUCACACAUUUAGGUAAUGUCAUAUAACUGUAAACAAUGUCUCUAGAGGAUUUGGGUGUUGCUCAACCGGAAAUUUAUUAAAUGAAUGCAUAAGAUUGGAUCAUACUUCUUUUUGGACUAGAACAUCCAGGACUGAACUUUCUUAGGGUCGAGAUGUCUGUUAACCGUUUAUUCGUAUUUACCUGUCAAAGUCUUUUUGACGCUUCAGGUAUAGGAGAAAGUACUUUGACUUCAGAAUGAAUGUGAUUGUCAGAGGGAGAAUGAUGGACCGAAGCAUGCAUUUUGUAAAAUGAUUCUUGUGUUGUUAAAUCUUCGAGAAUCUUGUUGGAUAUGUCUGAUUCGGUUCACGAAACAACUUAGCAUCAUCUAGCAGUAGCAGAUUUCACCAAAGUAUGGAUCAUGCUGUUGAACCAAAUCCUGCUGUUGAAUUAAAGCCAAAACUUUUAAUCAGUGCUUGGUCACUACAGCUGAGUGCCCUUCUUCUAAAUGUGAUCGGGAUAGGAACACCAUACUGGGUUUAUAAGGCCAGUGUUUACACUACAAUUUACGCAGGCUUGUGGCAAUAUUGUGUUCAAGUCCUUUCCACUGUUAUCACAUGCAAGAACACAAACGAGUAUUCAGAUCUGAGAUGGCUAAGAAUGGUUCAGGCCCUGAUGAUUCUCAGCGUGAUGUGUUUUGGUGGAGGAUUUAUAUGCCUCACUCUAAAGAUAUGGUUUCUGAAAGAUAGAAAAGAAAUUUUACAUGUCGUUCUUUUGUCUACAUUUGCAGGGGCAUUUUUAACCCUUGUCGCCAUAUCCAGAGCUGCCGAUAUGAAGGAGGUAUUUCUUGGAGACACCUUUACACUGCACUUUUCUUUCGCGUUUUGCAUACUUGGAAUGCUGCUGGGGAGUGCUGCUGCCAUUCUUUUAACAGUGGACCGUCUGAAGAAUAAAGAAUCUUGGAUUAAUCCCUGAACAUGUCGGAGAGAGAACAAAAUAUAUAAUGAUGAAUGAAUACAUAUACUUAUGUUUACACCAGAUUUCUCGAGUAUAGUUAUACUUCGCAAAACUACAUGUGAGUGACACAUCUAGAAAAGUUUCUGUAGUUUAACUAUACCUUUUCCUGACUUUUAAAACUUGAGUUCCCACAUUUAAAUUUUGAUAUCUGUUGUCUGAUCCUUCAUUUAGUUUUUCUUACCACUAGCCAUAGCUUCUUUAACGAUAUUUUUUUCUUUUUACUAGUCAUACCUUGUUUAAUGAUGAAAUGAAUAACAAUGAGACAAAUAAUUCAUUUUACUUUCUUUAUUGAACUAUAUCGUCUCACGAUUAACAUUCGUUGAGAAGCGAUUGAAAGGUAUUAGCCUUUUUGAAGUUUUUAAUCGCUCAUUCGUAUUUGUUAUUAAGAUAUGGUGGUUUUUAGAUUAGAUACUAAUUUUAAUUGGAUGUGACAGUAUUCUAGUGUAGAAGGUUCGGUACACAACUGUAUCCGGGUGUUUAUCAAGCAUUUUAACAGAUAUAUCUUGUAAAAGUAUCCAAUACACAGUCAGUACAUCCUUUGUAAUUUC